Nannospalax galili (Upper Galilee mountains blind mole rat) is the source of this 397-nucleotide messenger RNA. RefSeq names its product H-2 class I histocompatibility antigen, D-37 alpha chain-like. Gene Ontology annotation, molecular function: signaling receptor binding; peptide antigen binding. The annotation marks the transcript as partial. The record is from RefSeq and is a predicted model, not a curated record. The transcript has 3 exons. NCBI's taxonomy places the organism in Eukaryota, Metazoa, Chordata, Mammalia, Rodentia, Spalacidae. Gene Ontology annotation, biological process: antigen processing and presentation of endogenous peptide antigen via MHC class Ib; positive regulation of T cell mediated cytotoxicity; antigen processing and presentation of endogenous peptide antigen via MHC class I via ER pathway, TAP-independent. Gene Ontology annotation, cellular component: external side of plasma membrane.
CCAGAGCCAGGACGGGUCUCACACGCUGCGGUGAGUGUCCGGCUGCGACAUGGGGCCGGACGGGAGCCUGCUGCGCGGAUACUGUCAGGAGGCCAAGAUUACAUCACCCUGAACCAGGACCUGCGCUCCUGGACCGCCAAUAGCAUCUCAGCACACUUCUCUAAACGCAAGUCGGAGGUUGGUGAGGCCGAUCACCAGAGGGCCUACCUGCAGGGCCCGUGCAUGGAGCGGCUCCGCAGAUACCUGGAGAUGGGGAAGGACACGUUGCUGCGCACAGAUCCCCCAAAGACACAUGUGACCCAUCACCCCAGACAUGAAGGGGACAUCACCCUGAGGUCCUGGGCCCUGGACUUCUACCCUGCGGACAUCACCCUGACCUGGCAGAGGGAUGGGGAGG